CAUGAGCGGUGAGUCUCCAACGAAUAAGGAGAAGGAGCGCAUCAGCAAACCGGCCCAUGCCGCGUGCACGCAAGUCCUCGCCAUGCUACUUGGUCACGAGACCCUCCAGAGUCCAUCUUUGUCGACGGCGGCACGAUCUGCCUUGCUGGACGGAACCUACGCCAACAUCGACGCGGUCGAGCCCGCCGAUUUGAAGGCCAAGUUGACGCGCAAGACCAUGGGCCUCGACGUAGUCCAGAAGCUUUUGGGCAGCAAGCCAUCUCGUUGUCGGUUCAAGACAUGCGAGCGGUUCUCCAAGGAUGUUCGCCUGGUGUUCCAGAACAUCCUGUUGUACCAGAGUUACCUCAAGGACCACGCGCCGAAAGUGUACGAUCCCACGCUGUUUGAAACGUCCCAGCGUCUCUUGCAGGGGUUCGAAAUGAUGUAUGCCGGGGAACUGGCACGCCACGUCACGACUUUGGCGGCACAGCCGUCUCCUUCUGUCUCCCCCGAGCCAUCCCCUGCCGCUCCAUCGUCGCACAAACCACCUUCGACCACGCUAUCGCAUCGGCCGUCGUCAUCAUCUUCGCUGUCGGACGACGACAAGGCCAAGUGCCAUGGCAUUGUCCAGCGCAUCAUGAAGUACAAGGAGAUGGGGGUCGCCAUGGCCGCUCCAUUCUUCAACCCCGUCGACGUGGGCAUGUACGUCGACUACAAGGUCAAGAUCCCCCAUCGGAUGCAUCUGUACGGCGUCCAGCAAAAGCUCUCGACCGGCGCGUACGCGUCCGCUGCGGCAUUCGUGCAGGACAUGCGGCUGAUCUUUGCCAACUGCCUCGUGUACAACUCGGAAGUGAUCUUAAGCGCCAAGAUUCGCGAACAUGCAGUCAAGUUGAUGCACGUCCUCGAACAACUGGUGGAGCAAGCGUCGUUUGACCAGACUCCCAAUGCGACGUGGACAGGAAUGGCGCAUACUGACCGGUGGAAGUGCCAUCAAGUGCUUCAGGAUGUGCUCGCUCAUCGGAGCCCUGGCGGCAUCGAGACUGCUCAAUGGUUUAAGCAUCCUAUCGUGACGUACUUUGCUUCGCCAGACCAAGCCCCGUUUAACUACUUCAAAGUGAUCAAGCGGCCCAUGGACAUUGGCACAGUCACGUCCCGAUUGCACUUGGGCGAGUAUGGUGACGUGGCAGCGUUCGUAGCCGAUCUCCGGCUCGUGUUUGACAAUUGCAUCAAGUACUGGAAGGCCAGCGUGGACGGCCAGGUGUACUGUGACGCUGCGAAGACGCUGCUGGCGACCAUGGAGUCGAGUGCAGUGAAAGUGUUUGGAUCGGCCAUGUCCGCAUCCCUCUUCCCUGCAAAAACUGCAAGCCACGAGAAACGAACGACUUCCGCCACUGCCACCACCACCACCGCUGCUGUACCUGCACAACCGUCGUCGACUGCGAUCUCUCCAAAAGAUAUCAAGUCGUCGUCGAAAAAGAAUGCAACUGACCUAUCGAAACCCAGUACCUCUACCAGCGCCACCAGCACAUCGUCGUCGUCGUCGUCGUCGUCGCGACGGGAGUUUGCCGACAAGGACAAGUGUCUCCAGAUGCUCGAGACGCUCCGCCAACACAAGAUGCGCGGCGCGAUGGGCAAAGACAUUCACACUGCGUACCCGUUCCUCCAUGCCGUCGACAUCACGCGGUAUCCAGACUACGCCAAGAUUGUCUCCGAGCCCAUGGACUUCAACAAAAUCGACCGUAAACUCAAAAGCAACCGGUACACGAGUCUAUCCGAGUUUUCCGCCGACGUGCACUUGAUCUUUUCGAAUUGCCUCAAGUACAAUUCGGACCCGGUGGAAGGCGCGGACAUUCGCACGAUGGCCACAACCUUGCGCGAUUGUUUUAUCCAAUUAUAUCAAAACCUGGAGAGUGGUCAAGUCCCUGGAACCCCCGCCAUCGCCGCCUCGUCUUCGUCCAAGAAGAAUCGGUCGUCAUCGGGUCGCCGCGACACCCCGAGCGACAACAACAACGACGGUGACGACACGACGAAAAAGCGCAGUUCGAAAAAGGACAAAAAAGAGAAAAAGAAAAAAAAAGACAAAAAAAAAGACAAAAAGAAACACCACCACCACCGCGACAAACACUCUGUCGAAGCAGUCGCCACCGCGACAAACACUCUGUCCAGCCCGCCUAUUCCCACGCCCAGCCCGCCUCUGCCUAAUGUCGUCGUCGUGGCGCCGCCCACGUCUGCGACACCGUCGAAAUCAUCCUCAAAAUUGUCUUCCAAAGUAAAGUUGGAUCUGUCACCUUGGGAAGCGUCGUGCGAGCGGUUAGUGUCGCGUAUCCUCAAGCUGGACUUUGUCACAGCCAUGCAUUUUGAUGCGCCGCUCGUUCAAAAGUUCCCCGACCUGGCCAAAAUUUACAAGUCGAUUGUGGCGGAACCGAUGGAUCUGGGGACAUUGCGCCACCUCCUCAUCACGCACGCGAUCGCCGACCCCGUUGAGUUUGUCCGGCUCGGGCGGCUGAUCUGCGACAACGCCAAGACGUUCAACGCUGGACCGGACGCUGCGUCUGUGCGUGUGCGUGAGACUGCCGAUCACCUGAGGUGGUUAUUCGAUUCGCUGUGCGUGGAAAUGAACGUGUUGCCCGACGCGGAGCCGCUGCGGCGCCAGUGGCGCACCGACCGCUUCUCGGCCGUCCAGACGCUCAAGUUUACCGAAAGCAAACCCAACAAAGAAUGCGUUAAAGUGUUGAGGGCUCUUAUGAGUCAAAAGCAAGUCAAAGACAGGUGGCCAUUCAUGGAACCGGCGGGUGUGUUGUUCAAGGACCUGCCUCCGACUUAUUACGAGAUUGUCAAGCAGCCCAUGGAUCUCAAAACGGUCGGCGAGAAGCUCAACGCGCUCGUGUACAAAUCGUACGGCGAAUUUAUUGGAGACAUUCGACUCACGUUUGAAAACGCGAUGCUGUACAACCAACUGGACAAGGCCAAGGACGAGUGGACCGUGUACAACGCUGCAAAACGACUCCAUGAGCUCACGACCGAGUUGUGGGGCGACGUGACAAUUGACAUUGUAGAGCGUUUGCGGCGUCAGGUGAUGGAGCACAAAGAAGCGAAAAUUGAAUCGGACAAGUCGCGAGCAGUGGAGAAGGCCCGGACGGCGACGGACGACGCCGCGCGGGUUAAAGACUACCACGCCAAGCUGGAACAGCAAAAGAAGGACGAGGCGGAGGCCGAGGUGCGCGCCGCCAACGAACGCGCGGCGGCGCGGGACAAGGCGGCCAAGGACGCGCGUUUGGCGCAGAUGGACAAGCUGUCCAAGGCGGAGCGCAAGAUUGAAGACAAGCGGCGGAAGCGGGAGGAAGAGCUGGCGCAUGUUGAGCGGCGGAACCGCACGGCGGUGGUCGCGACCGAAGAAGCGUUGAAAGAGGCCGAGCUUCGCAGUCGCAUGCGUGCCAAGGCGAGACAGAGAGACGAGGCCAAGAAGAUGAGCCUGGUGUCAAAUGGCGAUGGCGACGGCCAUGACAGUGAAAGCAAAGGCAAGCAUGGAGCGAUGCGGAUGAUGGCGAUGAUGCAUCCCGUGGACAAGCCGCGCAAGCGCCGCGGCGGCGAUGGCAGUGCCGACGGGGCGACGAAGUUUUGGAAACUCAAGCGGCGAAAGUUGAACGUCGCCAGCGUGUUUGUGCAAUCGGCAGACGAAGUACAGGACCAACCGGAGUAAUAACGUGUUAGCACCACAUCGCAGGAUGACAAUCGAUGGACCAAUCAAAACCCACAAUAACGUUACUACUCACGACAUUAUCACAUGCCACGAGUGUACUAUUGAUAAUACCUUGGCCAAAAC
Aphanomyces astaci is the source of this 3802-nucleotide messenger RNA. RefSeq lists its product as hypothetical. The annotation marks the transcript as partial. NCBI's taxonomy places the organism in Eukaryota, Oomycota, Saprolegniomycetes, Saprolegniales, Verrucalvaceae. The transcript has 10 exons. Gene Ontology annotation, biological process: chromatin remodeling; regulation of DNA-templated transcription. Gene Ontology annotation, cellular component: nucleus; chromatin. The record is from RefSeq and is a predicted model, not a curated record.